ACUAUUUUCCCUGGAUUUUCCCGCGGAUUUCGUUACAAUUUUAUAGUUUACUUAUGUUUGCCGUGUUGCAGUUGUAACAUGUAGUUGUUUUACAUCGCAACGUUCGUUCAAUUGUGAAAAUUAUUAUUAAUUUAUUUUUUGCGCGAUAUUUCUUUCAAAUACUUUUGUUUGUGUCGACAGGAUUUCGCACAAUUGGUUAAGUUACACAGAUCCCGGUUAGUUCUCAGUUUUUAAUUAGGGUUAGGGUUAUAGAUGGUAAGGUUCCAUCAACAGAUUCUACUCAUUAUUGUCUAUAUUAAGAACAAUUGAAGAUCAAUUUGAAGCACACACAUACAUAGGCUGUGAUAUUUUAGAAGUAACAAGAUAAAUGAAAUGAAAGCUAUGGAUAGUUCAAUGGAAGAAGAGGAACAUAUUGUAGAAACAGUCACCUCUUCAAAGAAGAAGAAAAUGAAACAAGCACAACUGCCAUUUCAAAUGUUAAGUUCUCCUAAAUCACCAGAUACUCAACAUAAUGUACAUAAAAAAAAAAAGAGGAAACUAGUUUCACCUUUAAUAGAAGCUAAGAAAUCUAAAGUGAUAAAACUUUCAACAAAAGAGAAUUCUGCUAGGAAUAUUUCUGAAGAUAAGGAAGAAGACUCGGAAGCAAUGGAUCUAAGUGAUGUAAAUGAACUUAACAUCAUUGAGGUAAUAAACAAAAAAGAAAAGAAAGAGAAGGAACAAAUUGCUCAGCAAACUCAUGAAGAUAAAAAGAAACAUAUUACAACUAAAAAGAGUUCCUCGGGAAAGCGUAAGAAAUUGGAUAAAUUCCAACAAAAAUCUGGCGCUUUAACAAAGUUCCUCAAAGUGUCAAAUAAGGAAGCUAGAAAUAAAGAAGCUAUUAGUGAAUCGAAAAAUGAAGAAGAAGUUAUUGUUCUUGAAAGUCCAGAACAUGAUUCCUGCCAAAAUUCGAAUUCAGACAUUGCAGUUUUAUCUUCCAAUAGUAAAGCUUCAAGCGAAUUAGGCAAAACGAGUAAAAGAAAAAAAUUAAGCAAAAAUAUAAUUGACGAAUCACUGUCUAUUGUCACUCCAAUACCUGAGAAAAAAAAGAAAAAAGUUAAAAAUGUAAAAUCAAAACAAUUAGAUUUAUCUUCUAAGAAUAAAGUUUCAAGUAAACGAGGCAAAUCGGCAUUAAGUACAAGCGAAAAAGUAAUUGACGAAUCACCGUCUGUUGUCAUUUCAACACCCGAAAAAAGGAAAAAGAAAGUUAAAAAUUUAAAAUCAAAACAAUUAGACUUAUCUUCCAAGAAUGAAGUUUCAAGUGAAUCAGCAUCAAGUACAAGCAAAACAGUAAUUAAAGAAUCACCGCCUGUUGUCAUUUUAACACCCGAAAAAAAGAAGAAGAAAGUUAAACAUUUAAAAUCAAAACAAUUAGAUUUAUCUUCCGAAGAUGAAGUUUCAAGUGAAUUAGACAAAUCAGCAUCAAAUACAAGUGAAGAAAUAAUUAUCGAAUCAACACCUGUCAUUUCGACGUCCGAGAAAAAGAAGAAAAAAGUUGUAAACUUAAUACCAAAACAAUUAGAUUCAUCUUCCGAGAAUGAAACUUCAAGUGAAUUAGACCAAUCAGCAUCAGAUAUGAACGAAAAAGGAAUUAACGAGUCAAUAUUAAAUACAAGUGAAGAAGUAAUUACCGAAUCAGCAUCUGUCACUCCAACACUCGACAAGAAGAAGAAAAAAAUUAAAAUCUUAACACCAAAACAAUUAGAAAAAAUGCAAGAAAUAGCUAGAAAAAGAGAGGAAAAGUUAAAAUUGAAAGAGGAAAGAAGAAAACAACAAGAGGCGGAAAAGGCAAAUCGUCGGAAACAGAGAGAGGAGAGACAACGGGAAAAGGAAGAAAGAGAAAGAAUGGAGAAGGAGGAGAAGAGAAGGGAGAAACAAUUGAAGGAGCUUAAGAAACAAAUGGAAAUAGAACAAAAACAAAAAGAGAAAGAGGCGAAGGAAGAAGAACGAAGAAAACGAGAGGAAGAAAAAAGAAAAAAAGACGAGGAAAAGUUGGAGGCCGAACGCAAAAAGCAAAAGGCCGCUUCGAAUUUUGCUAGUUUUUUUACUAAGAAACAGGAAGUCAAAUCGGCGGAAGAAGAGAAGAAUGCGGUUGAAACGAAUUUCAUGCCUUUUGAAAUAAAGGCUGACAUGAGAGUCGCGCCGAUUAAUCGAAGAACAAUAACCGAAGAGGAAAAACUGGCUUUAGACAAAAAGUUCAACACGGAUGUGCCAUAUAAACAAUUAUAUCUCGAAGACAUGAUACACAAAAAACACGUGCCUAAAACGUGUACUCGAACAUGGCCAUUAGAAGCAAAGGACGAUGAGAUUGUUCUACUAGACGAGGACAACGACGGCACUUCCAAUAAUAACAUAAUAAAGGACACAAACAAUCUGGAGAAACAUCGACCGAAAUUGCUGCAGUUCUGCGAAAAUCGUCGUCCACCAUAUUGGGGAACAUGGCGGAAACGAAGCGACGUUGUAACUCCAACGCAUCCAUUUUUGAAAGAUAAGAAAUUCUUCGAUUACACAGCCGAUUCCGACGAUGAGUGGGAGGAGGAAGAACCUGGCGAGUCUCUUAAGGGAUCUGAUGACGAAAAGGACGACGAAAAUUCGGAAGAGAACGAGUACGACGUCGAUAACGAGUUCAUGGUUCCUCACGGAUAUUUAUCUGACGAAGAAGCGCGAGCUGACGAAGAAGAGAUGGAAGAUAUGUCGCCGCAAACACAAAAGAUGAAGUUGAAGAUAUUAGGCGAACAAUUCGAAGCCGAGAGAAACACGAAGACGCAAAAGCUCAAACCGAAACUAAUUGGAUGCAUUUGGCAAGGAUCCGGUAAUACAUUUCCGGAAUCUGUUCCUCCAAAAAUCAAAGAACUUUUAUUAGUACGGCAAGCCUGGGUCAGCAAUAUUCCGAUAAUACUCCCAUCGCCGGAAUGCAAAACUCAGACACCGCAACAAUCCGUGAGAGAAAAAACCAAGUCGAAAAAAACGAAAUUGUCUGGCGAAACGCUGCCUGAUGUGCUCCAAUUGCUGCACGGAAACACUCAUCGCAAACGUCUUUCCGCGAAGAAGAUAAAAACAAACACCGAAACAGAAAUGAUGAAGCCACAAACUACAAAUUCAGUCUAACGGCUGCUAUUUUCGUGAUAACUGUGAACUUUUUUUUAUCGACUGACUACUUUCAAUAAAUAGAUUUAGAUAAUCGAAGAUCAAA
Pseudomyrmex gracilis is the source of this 3229-nucleotide messenger RNA. Its product is annotated as chromatin assembly factor 1 subunit A-like. Gene Ontology annotation, biological process: nucleosome assembly. The record is from RefSeq and is a predicted model, not a curated record. The transcript is spliced from 10 exons. The coding region runs from base 373 to 3144 and encodes 923 amino acids. NCBI's taxonomy places the organism in Eukaryota, Metazoa, Arthropoda, Insecta, Hymenoptera, Formicidae. Gene Ontology annotation, cellular component: CAF-1 complex; nucleus.